Molecule: messenger RNA, 7315 nt
Organism: Rhincodon typus (whale shark)
Lineage: Eukaryota; Metazoa; Chordata; Chondrichthyes; Orectolobiformes; Rhincodontidae
Gene: edc3
Product: enhancer of mRNA decapping 3 homolog (S. cerevisiae)
Exons: 7
Coding region: 369-1886 (505 amino acids)
Biological process (GO): P-body assembly; deadenylation-independent decapping of nuclear-transcribed mRNA
Cellular component (GO): P-body
Molecular function (GO): mRNA binding
Source: RefSeq, a predicted model, not a curated record
AGCUCGGAGACCCUAGUUCAAAUUCCUCCAGAAGUGUGCAAUAAGCAGACACCUCUGAACAGGUUCAUUCCGUAAUAUUUUGAUUACUAACCGAUUUUCGUUAAGAAGAGCAGUGCUGCUGACUUUCAGUGGAUCUCCCUGCGAUGGAGAUUGUCCCUCCGUUGCCAUGGGAGGGAGAGGAGGGCCGGAAGUGAAGGCUGGUUGCUAAGAGGGAGUGAUGUCAGCGCGCGGCCCGCGCAGGCGCAGAAGUGGGACGGGCGAUGGUGGAGUGAUGUGUGUUUGCUGUCGUUGCUGAAUCUCAGUGAGGGUCGCUGGCCAGCUCAUUUUCACAUCGUCCCCUUCUUUAGACACGACUUGUGCUGUAGAGGAUGGCUGUAAAUUGGAUUGGGAGCCUUGUUUCUAUUAACUGUGGUGAGACGCUUGGAGUGUAUCAGGGAAAAAUUUCUGCAGUGGAUCAAGCCAGUCAGACAAUCUCUCUAACACAGCCAUUCCGCAAUGGAGUGAAAUGUUCAGUUCCCGAGUUAACGUUUAGUGCAAUUGAUAUCAAGGACCUGAAAAUAUUAGACAUCCCACAUACACAGAUGAACACCGGCUUGAUUCAGCCUUCUGUGAUCACGACCACCAGCUUGUCACACGGUACUUACUCCUCUCCGAAUGGUGCCGGCAAAAGUAUAAAGAAACUAAACACUUCAGGAAGUGCCCCACAAACAAUUCCACGCCGUGCGGAACCUAAGGUUCAGGACUUAGUCACAUCUCCCCAACAGUAUUCUAAAAGUUAUGUGGACCGUCAUAUUGAUUCAGCCCUUACUCCGUCUAAAGCGUUUCGUCGGAGGCAUAAUUCCUGGUCCUCAAGCAGCAAGAUUCCAAAUCAAGCCACGCCAAAGAAAAAUGGAGUAAAGAAUGGACCAAUGAAAAAUAAAGACGAUGAGUGUUUUGGGGAUGGAAUUGAAGUAUUCCUUGACACAGACUUUGAUUUUGAAGGCAACCUAGCACUCUUUGACAAAGCAGCAGUCUUUGAAGAGAUAGACACUUUUGAAAGGAGGAAUGGAACACGGUCCCGAGGAACACCGAAUGAGAAGCCGACGAGAUACCGCCAUGAUGAGAAUAUUCUGGAGUCUGAGCCUAUUGUCUACAGGCAAAUCACAGUGCCACAGCAUAGUGGCAAAGAAUAUUGCACCGAUUCUGGAUUGGUUGUCCCUAGUAUUUCUUACGACUUGCACAAGAAGUUGCUGGCUACUGCUGAAAGGCAUGGCCUGUCACUGGAGCGCAGACUGGAAAUGACUGGAGUGUGUGCCAGCCAAAUGACACUAACACUGCUUGGGGGACCUAACAGGUUAAACCCCAAGAAUGUUCACCAGCGUCCAACCGUCGCCUUGUUGUGUGGACCACACGUGAAGGGUGCUCAGGGGAUCAGCUGCGGUCGCCACCUUGCCAACCACCAGGUACAGAUUAUCCUGUUCUUGCCUAACUUUGUGAAGAUGCUGGAGUGUAUCACCACAGAACUGCAACUCUUUAGCAAGACAGAAGGGAAACAGGUGGCCAGUGUGAAAGACUUGCCAGAUACUCCUGUUGACUUGGUGAUCAAUUGUCUUGACUGUCACGAGAACCCGUUUCUUCGCGAGCAGCCAUGGUACAGAGCAGCUGUCGAAUGGGCCAACCAGAAUAGAGCUCCAGUGUUGAGCAUCGACCCGCCUGUGGGUGAAUUGGAGCAUGUCAUUGAUGCCAAGUGGUCUCUCGCUGUCGGCCUACCUUUGCCGUUGGGGGAAAGUGCAGGGCGGGUGUAUCUCUGUGAUAUUGGGAUACCAAAGAAGGUUUUCCAGGAAGUGGGAAUCUCCUAUCACUCACCUUUUGGUUGCAAGUUUGUCAUACCUUUGCAUUGUGCGUAGUGGUGGCUUAGUGCCCGAGAGGAAAACCAUGCAGGCCAUAGAACAGCUCGGCAAACUGGAGAAGAAUAUAGAAGUGUUACAAGCCUUAAUGUACAGCUGACUUGGAUUUCAAUAAUAUAGUUGCAGGAGAUUGUUUAUGAAGCGGAGCAAGCAUCAUGUGUCCUGUUGCGACUGGUGCCGUACCAUGAUCCGCUAAGGGAUGACAGUAUCAAAGGUUACUACUGGUUUGCAUUUUUGCCUUGUCCCUGCGCACACUACUGUGCCUUUGCUGUGAAGGCUGUGCACGGUAUUGUCACAUUCAAGACAUUUUUAUAGGCAGGGUUGAAAUGGGCACCCACCCAUGAAUGAGUUUGCUGUGUUUAGUAUUCUUACUAUUCAACCAGUUUUUUUUUGAAGGGAUGGAAACUGCUGAAAGGAACUUUGAAGUAGGAAGAUGUUCAUUAAGAAGUGCAGUAAUUAUCACACUUGUGGUUUCCUUCAAAUUCUAUGCACCGUUUAGGAAUGAUCACUGGUGGGUUUUUUUUUGCCACGAGCAGAUGGCUUAAGACAAGCUUUCAAACCUUGUGGUUUUUAUGAAGCUAAAAUGUGUUUAUUUGUGGUGAAACAUGAUAUUUGUAGAAUAUCAAAAUGCCUAUAGUUGUGAUCUUUAACAUGCACUAACAGCGCCCCCUUGUGCAGCCAAGGCUUAAAAUCAGCUCCUGCAGUGAGGCGUUUUGGAUGGAUGAAAAAGAGCCUUUAGUUAUUUCUGCCUUCCUGAACUUAAUGGCUGAUGAAUGCUUGGAGUUCUGACAGUUUCAGUAGUUCCUAUUGACACGCUCCACAUCCCACUUCACUUCAAAAAAGCAUAAAUACAAGAGUGUCAAUCAUUGUAUCAGCUCCAUUUUGCCAAUGAUAGGUUCAGAUUUCUACUAGAUAUGAUACUGUUUUGAAUGGAAUGGACUGCCAUGUCUUACAUUGAGCAAGGUGCAUGCCUUAUUAAUGUUGAUUCUUAGAUGGGUCCACUGCACUGAAUAUUUGUCUUAUAUUGUUAAGUGUCAAUUUCUUCAACCUACCAGUUGAAGGAAUAGGAUAAGUCGGGUUCCUGAUUUGUUUGCCAAGCUCAUUAUUUAAAAUAAUUUAAUGUACCUGCACAACAAUUGGGGACCAUGAGAUCAGUAGACUUUUUUAAAUUUUAAAGCCAAUAGUGAAUUUGGCACUUCCAGCACCUGGGUUUUUGUAUUUCUGGCAAAGGCACUGGGUAAAACCUUACUGAUAAAUACAACUGCUAGGAAGAAGUGAGAUUGUGGAAAAGGAAUGUCAAUAUUGCAUUGAACGUUCAGCUGAACCUCUGUGGAUAAACUUGGAAUUGAACUCCAAAAGUUUUUACUUGGAUAUGCAGCGAGUUGGAGGCAGCUGAAUGAAUACCCUUUUCCUUGUGCUCCUGAUGUGUCUCAGUAUUUCUAAUUGCUUUUUAAUGCAUGACUGGCGUAGUGUAGCAAACAUAUUUUCUGGUAUCAUAGAUAAGCAUUUGAAGUACGACCACCAAAGUAGGGUGGGAGUUUUACUUGUGUUAUUUUCACUAAUGUUUAAAAGAAGUGGUACAGAUAUCAACUGCCCCAGACCCUCAAGUUUAGUUAGUUAUAUCGUGUUCCAUUCUUUUCUAUGACAACACGCAAAGUUGCUAUCAUUAUUUUAGACUUGGCGACCAUUUGGUUUUCCAGUGCGACCAGAGUUGGUCCGUGAGAAAAUGUCUGAGGUUCCACUUGAAUUUUGUAUCUGUUCUUGUGUGUAUAAAUUCUUUGUUCUUCAGCUCCCAGUAUUUCAUUCCCCAUCUUGUUUUUUGCUUGGACAAUCUUAUUUGAUCACUGGAAAGCACGGGAGUUGGAGAAAGGACAGUAAUUGUAGAGAACACAGUUUGCUCAUUCCCAUCCAUUGGAGAUCAGAAAUGCAGUUUCUUGACUGGAGCAGGAUCACCUGUGGCCUAAAUUCUUUGGAGACAGAAAAUCAAUGCAGCUUCAUUACUGACCUUAUUCUGGUAAAGAGAAAAUUAGAAUGUUUCCUUGAAGAUGCUCCUUUAGUCUUCCCUCUGCAGUGUUCUUCAUACUUGGUGAGAGUUGAUAACAAUGCAUUUAUCACUAUUCUCAGAGGCUGAUUUGAUUUGCAAGUAUUUAUCUUCAACUGCAAUUCAAAUCCACUGAAGCCUCUUGAAGCUGCUCCCUGUAGUGCAUGACAGAUCUUUGUGCUUUAAUAUUUGCCCAGAUUUUUGGUAGAAUAAAGACAAAUUAUUUUUUGUGCAACUGGGAAGAGUGUGGCCACCUACACAAUAUGAUGGUACUUCAAGCCAGUUUAAUUCUUUAACGGAAUCUACAGCCUUUCAUGCUUCCCUCUGCUUUGAGCAACAGUGGUCAGUAAAAUAUGUUCAGUAGCUUGAAUCAAGCCAUUGCAACAAAUUAAGCUAACUUUAUUUUUUUGUUUCCCUGAUGUACUUUUGGUUCCAUUUUGGAGGAGGGCUGUAUUUGCUCAAGUAGUGAAUAUAGAUGACCUGCUUUUGAAGUCAAAGCAAUCUGAUGCUGGUCAUCACUGGACACGGGCUGAGUUAACACAGGACCCUUGCUGUGAUCGCUUUGGUAAAACUAAUGAUUCAGUUGGCUUCAGUGAUAUUUAGCUCUCCUGUUCAGAUCUGAUGAAACAUCAGCAAUAUACCCGUUUCUCAGGGCCUCCAAUUCUUUGUGACUGCAGUGUUUAGGUUUAAUGAUUAACAUUUGCUUGCUGUUGUGACAUUGUUAUUUGAGCUCUGAGUUGAACAGUAGAGUUUUCUUUCAGGCCACAGCAGUCUCACCUCUGCAGUCACUGCACAAUAUUAUGACUGCGGUGUUUAAAAGCACAAAACGUUUGUGCGUAAUUUUCAUUGACAAAAGAAUGUAGAUAAGCUUUACUUAAAAAGGACGUUUCCACAAUUGUAUGGAAGUGAAUUUAUCACUUGUAAAACUGGACACAGACUGAGUGAGAACAUACAUGCCGGGCUUGCACAAGGCAUCAGCAUUUGAAUAUCCGAAUCAAACUACCACAAUAGUGCUAGAGGUGUGCUUUCAAUACAACAAAUAUAUAUGGUAUUUCUGGAAAGCAGUAUCUGCAUGUAAGUGUUUUCCCACUCAAACUUUGAGCAUUGGCUGUCUUUGCCAAGACUAUUUCUUUUUUUUAAGCCAAAUAACAUGUUUUGUUAAAACUGUUUAAUUUUCUCUAGUGAUUCCCACAGGCAACAAAAAUAGACUCUACGACAUGGCGGUGACUAUAACCAAACUUCGGGCGCUGAUGGAGUGUCAACCUCUGAAAAUGUAAGCUAGGUCUGUCACAUUAUUUCAAGAAGUCCUCCAACAACAUUGAGCUCUCAAUACCCUGAGCUGAUUGUUCAUGGCAGACAAGCGGAAUCCAAACAUCCUGUGCUUUUGUUCCAGGCAGAUAGAAAACAUGGGCCAUUCUCCAAUGUAUACCACCCUAUACUUUUAACUAAGUCUCUGGUUUAAUGCCACAGCACUGCAUUUCCUUUCUUCCCUGUUCCAGAUGAACAUAAUGGCCCUGUAUAUGGACAAAAUUGUGUUUUUUUUUCCCUUGGACAGGGGUUUUAAUAAGUCCCUGUGGUGGAGAUCCUUGCAAAAAGAGAGGAAGAACACAAGCCUGGAUUAAUUUUUGCUUAUUUAACAAAAUAAUAAAUCUGGCAAGCAGAACAGAAUUUGGGAAUCCUCAACCUUUCAGGUCAUUUUGUGUUAUGACAGCACUGACUUGAGGAGCCAGGAAGUUUUGAAGCGGUAAUUUUAGAUCUAGAAAGUGAACAAAAUAGUUAUUUUUAGUGAAAUGUAUUAGAUCAGCAGUACAAGGAAAUAACAAACAACUUGAAUUAUCAGGUGUUUAGUUCUUUGCCUCGCUUUGUUUUUGCACUCAAAAUGCAUUAACUCCUUCCCACCAUCCUAUUCAGGAGGGAGUGUCCCCCAAAUGAUGCCCUGCUAUCUGAAAUAUACAAGAAAGGGUAUGUUGCUGAGCAGUGCAUCUUCAACGACUACUUAAAAGUGCCAUAUGGUGUUCUUUUGAAUAGCCUCUGUUAAUUGCUCAUGUUUUACCCUCCACAUUUUUUGCUGAUUCAGGUGGUUAGGGGGAACCAGGGAAGAAAUAAGUUUAGCCUUCUGUUUCUGACUAAUUUCUAGUUACCAUUCAGUGCAAAUUACUGUGGGAUGUUGAGUGAGGUCAAGUUUGAAUUCUAAAUUGGCAGCUGUUUUCUAGCAGGCUCUUGAGGAAUGAAUGGCUACUUGAGGGACUGCAGAGCCAUCUGAAGUGGGUCACCAAGUUGCAAUCGUUAGUUUAACCAGAAGUAAUGGUGUCUGUAUCUUGGUAAUAAUCCUGGCCUCUUCUGGAACAUGAGAGCUUUACAAGUGAUUCCACACCUUAAUGGUGCAAUCGAUGUAAUUUGGUGGAAAAUGCUGCUAGCAGUUGUCUUCAGUGGCCAAUAACAGGUGAAACAUCUUUUUUUUAAGAAAGGAAAAUUAACUUUUUCACUGUGAACAUAAUUAUCAAAAUUCAUGCUCAGAAGUAGGAAAAAAUAGAGAACAUAAUAGUCAGGUCACUGGAACCCAGCAUUUCCCUAGAAGGCCUUGUUUGAUCACUACAGCUUACAAAACUUGAUUCUUACAGUAUUUCAGCAUUAAUGCUUAAUUUUCCUUUUUUUUUUAUGUUUACAAAUCUUCGACCCACUGUGCAUCACCAAAAAUUUAUUGGUAACAGGAAGUCCAGCUCUUUCCCAGAUAAUCGCACGUGUGCUCAGUGGAAGUACUCCCAUUAAUCAAGCUUUGAGGAGUAUAUUGUGUUACAGCAGUGUUAAAUAUUGUACUGUGCAGGUACAAGUAAUCACCAGUGCUGCUUUUCUCCCCUCUCCCUGCUGCUUUAGUAUUGCAGUUGCAAUCGCUGAUAGCUCUUGGAAAAACAACUGUUAAUGUUUGUUCGAAGUUGCUUUUUUAACUGUACACUUAAAUAGACUGGUAUACUGUGAGGUGGUGAUCUUAUGAUUGAAGUAUAAUAUUUUUCAGUAACAAUUCAAAAGCAGGCUUAUGUUAGUGGUAGCUGAUUUAUCGUAUUGAAGCCAAAAUACUUUGAUUCACACGGCAUCUCCUGUCUUGUACUUCCUGCACGGUAUCCAGUUUAUCUGAACACUGGACUUUGAGCACUAGAACUAAUGCACAUCAACCUUUUACUGUACCAGUUUAUUGUAUUUGUAAGGUUCUAAGUGAUUUGUGACCAAGAUGUUUUUGUGGAUGUGUUUUUGUUUCGGUGUUGACUGACAUUUACAAAAGGUAAAUCUGUUGUCUCAUGAUUUUCGAUUCAAAUACUGCCGUGUGUUCAGGAAGGUACGUGAUUUCUCAUUGCUGGAACUAAAGAUCUAAAUAAAGACAAAUUUCUGUUGA